This is a messenger RNA of Nelumbo nucifera (sacred lotus), 1335 nucleotides long. RefSeq names its product MYB-like transcription factor ODO1. The record is from RefSeq and is a predicted model, not a curated record. NCBI's taxonomy places the organism in Eukaryota, Viridiplantae, Streptophyta, Magnoliopsida, Proteales, Nelumbonaceae.
GUGGGGCUUUUGAGUUUAGACCCUUUAGUGUAUGUAUUCUGGGUUCAGUAGUAGUCAUGGGUAGACAGCCUUGCUGUGACAAGCUCGGAGUGAAGAAGGGGCCAUGGACGGCCGAGGAGGACAAGAAACUCAUCAACUUCAUCCUCACCAAUGGCCACUAUUGUUGGCGCGCCGUCCCCAAGCUCGCCGGACUCCGCCGCUGCGGCAAGAGCUGCCGCCUUCGUUGGACUAACUACCUUCGGCCCGACCUGAAGAGAGGCCUUCUUAGUGAAGCUGAAGAACAACUGGUCAUCGACCUUCAUGCCCGUCUGGGAAACAGGUGGUCGAAGAUUGCAUCGGGGUUGCCCGGAAGAACUGAUAAUGAGAUUAAGAAUCAUUGGAACACCCACAUCAAGAAAAAGCUCAUUAAGAUGGGAAUUGAUCCAGUGACCCAUGAACCACUUCAUAAACAAGCCGCUGCUACUACUACAGAACUACCAUCCUCUCCUGCUGAUCAUCAUGAACUUACAGAAUCUAAUAAUCAUGGAUCAUCAUCGUCGUCAGAAGCCGGUGGCCGUGUCAUAUCGGAAGACAAUUCGAGCUCAUCAACAGCUGAGAAUUGUUCCGGAGAUGAAUCUCGGUUGUCGGAUAACAACUGGGUCGAUGGCUCAUUGAUGAGUUGCCUGUGGGGUGAUGACGAACCGCCUCAGGAAGCCUCUUGGAAUAAGUCUCCGGUGACCGGAGAAACAUAUAACAACGUCGACGUUGGACUGCCGUCCUGGGAGGAUAAUUGUGCAUGGUUAUUGGAUUGCCAGGAUUUCGGGGUGGAGGAGUUUGGUUUCGGUUAUUUUGACGACUUAGCCAUGGACAUGAACGCGUUAGAGAAUGGUGAGAAGCUCUAAUAUGCACACCCACAGGUCCACAAGGGUAACACCGUAACAGACUGCCUUCGCCCCUCAAGCACACAGACAAGACGAUAGAAAAAGCAGAAUCAGUGCUUCACUUUUAGGACUACUUUUUAGCCUUCGAUUUCAUUUUUGUUUAGGUUAUGGAAUCUGUGACUGCGAGUCCAACCUCCUGUCCCAAGAACUAGAGGUCUCUCACCCACCAAUGAUGAAAACAAAAAUGAAAGCCGGCAUUGAAAGAACAAGUACAAAAGCUGGCCCCUUCUCUGCUGAUCCCUAGCUUAAACGUAUUUUGUUCUCUGAGACUGUAAAGUGUUCAGACUUCAGACUUCAGAUGGGUCUUUGUGAAGAUUAAUUAGAUUAUCUUUCAUCUUUGUAGACAUAUGCUUAAGUAACAACCCAAUAAAGAAAAAACCAGUUUAUUAGUUAUGGUUUGUAGAAGAAAUUCAGA